Molecule: messenger RNA, 906 nt
Organism: Myotis brandtii (Brandt's bat)
Lineage: Eukaryota; Metazoa; Chordata; Mammalia; Chiroptera; Vespertilionidae
Product: ferritin light chain-like
Exons: 2
Biological process (GO): iron ion transport; intracellular iron ion homeostasis
Cellular component (GO): cytoplasm
Molecular function (GO): ferrous iron binding; ferric iron binding
Source: RefSeq, a predicted model, not a curated record
AGAAGCGGCGUCGGACCGAGAGAUCGGCACUGGCUGCCUGCAAGUUCGCGCCCCGCUCCCAGCUGUCCCAGCUGGGCAGUAGCUCCAGUGGAUUGCGGGUACGGCUUCCAAGAGGCCCCUUAUCUGCUCCUGACCACGUGGCCCGAUCCCUCGACCAACCAGCUCCCAGCUGGGGCGCGAGCCCUCUCCGGAGUACGUGACCGCCGUGGUGCUGGACUCCUGCAGGUGUUAGGACGGAACAGACUCAGGGACGCCCCUUCUUCCAGCCUCCGACCCGCUCCAACCUCAUUUCCAGUCACCACCUUCAGAACCACUUCAGCCAUCCUCAGCCUCCGAGACCAGCCUACACGGCGUUUCUACCUUAACUCCUACUGCCGAACAACCAUGAGCUCCCAAACCCGUCAGAAUUAUUCCACGGAGGGGGAGGCUGCUGUCAACCGCCUGGCCUGCGUCUGCAGGGCUCCCACCUACCUCUCUCUGAGGUACUAUUUCGACCACGAAGAUGUGGCUCUCCAGGGCGCGGGCCAUUUCCUCCGAGAGUUGGUGGAGAAGAGUGCGAGGGCGCUGAGCGGCUCUUCAAGUUGCAAAACCAGCGCGGUGGCCACAUUCUCUCCAGGACACGCUGAGCCUCCCCAAGAUGAGUGGGUGAAACUCAGGGCCAAGGACCGCCUGGGCCUUGGAGAGGAACCUGAACCAGGCCUGUGGUGGGAGCUCCCCCUGGUUCUACUCACUGACCCUCAGCUCUGUGACUUCCGGGAGAACCACUUCCUGGGCGAGGAGGUGAAGCUCAUCAAGAAGAUGGGCGACACCUGGCUCCCCUCCGCAGUCUGGCCGGCCCUGAGGCUGGUCUGGGUGAGGCUCACCCUCCAGCAGGACCAGGAGCCUUUGGAGCCCAGAGGCCUUUAA